AUAUAUUUAUUUUCAUAAUUGUUAGUUACAACCAUCAAAAUGGGGAGGCCAGCGUCAACGAUCGAAAUCCCUGAUAAACGACAUCGUUCUGACCGCGAUAAUGGCCGUUACACGCCAGAUUCCGAUAACUCCUUUGACUACAACAGACGCCACCACCGUCGUAGCCCUAAUUACGAAGCCUACGACCGCUAUUACGACAACCACGACCGCCGCCACCACAACUACAACCACAACCAACAACGCAGCAGUUCGAGCCCAAACCCUAGGUCCAGCAAAGCCCAAAACUCUUUGCCCAAGCGAUUUGGACGCGAUUCCCGUAACGGAAACCGGUCCGAGUCCGAGUCCGAUGAGGAAUUGAAGGGGCUGAACCCUGAGGAGUACAGGAGGCUCAAGAGGCAGAAGAUGAGAAGAGCGCUCACUCGUUGUAUUUGGAAUUGCACGCCGAGUCCGCCUAGGAAUGAGAACGAUAACGAUAACGAGAAGGCCGACGAGAUCUCUGAAAAGUACGGUGGAGAAGACGAGUUAAUCGGCGGCGAAAAGAGCGAUUCGAGCUCGAAAGAGAAGGCGAAGGUGAGUAAUCGGAAAGGAAUAUCGGAAAGUCAGUCUAAUUCCGAGUCUGGAUCGCAAUCGGAAACCGAUGAUUCGCGGUCGAAGCGGAAGAGGAAGAGGAAGAGUUCGAUUUCCAAGAGUAGAAAAUACGAAUCUGAUGAGAGCGACAGCGAGAGUGAAUCGGAUGAAGAAGAGGAAGAAGAGAGAAAACAAAGAAAGAAAACGAAGGCAAGUAGUAGGAAUCGGAGCCGCCAAAAGAGUAGCAAAAGAAGCAGUAGAAGAAAAGGGAGUAGUAGUAGGAGAAAGAGUAGGUACAGCAAUUCCGAUGAGAGUGAUGAUUCCGAUGCUAGCCAUCGAGCAAGGUCGAAGAAGAAGCGGAGUCGGAGUAGGAAUCUCUCGGAGACAGAGAAGGAUAUUGAGGUUUCGAAUUCGGAGGGUUCCGAAGUUGAAAAGAGUAUGGUUGCUGCGGCAGCAAUGGCUAUAGACGAUGAGGAUAUGAAAGCUGAAAGCAUUGCGGAGGCAUUGAACUUUAAGGAGAUUUUUGAGGCACAGAAGAAGCCGGCUUUGGAUAGCGAACCAGUGGUUGGGCCAAUGCCCUUGCCUCGAGCCGAAGGGCAUAUCAGUUAUGGUGGCGCUCUUAGGCCCGGAGAAGGUGAUGCCAUUGCGCAGUAUGUGCAGCAAGGGAAGCGUAUUCCAAGGAGAGGAGAAGUGGGUUUGUCCGCAGAUGAGAUUCAGAAGUUCGAGGGUCUUGGUUAUGUGAUGAGUGGUAGCAGGCACCAGAGGAUGAAUGCUAUUCGUAUUAGGAAGGAAAACCAAGUUUAUAGCGCCGAGGAUAAGAGGGCGUUGGCUAUGUUUAAUUAUGAAGAGAAGGCCAAGCGUGAGCACAAGGUUAUGGCUGAUUUGCAGAGAUUGGUGCAGCGCCAUAUAGGGCAGGAUGUUGGUCCUAAUCAUGAUCCCUUCAGUGCAACAAAGCCUGCAGAUACUGCUGAUGCUUGAUUUUUAUGUAUGUGAUUGCUACCUGUAUUGGUUUGAUCUCAUGUCCUUGUAUUUUCUUGUAAACCAAAUACUUUUACUUGUUUACCAAAAUGCCACUCUUAGCAAUGUUUCAUUGAUGCUUUGAAGUAA
Messenger RNA from Quercus robur (English oak), 1674 nucleotides. RefSeq lists its product as uncharacterized. The record is from RefSeq and is a predicted model, not a curated record. Gene Ontology annotation, biological process: regulation of gene expression. The transcript has a single exon. Gene Ontology annotation, molecular function: chromatin binding. Bases 40 to 1545 code for a protein of 501 amino acids. Gene Ontology annotation, cellular component: nucleus. Lineage: Eukaryota; Viridiplantae; Streptophyta; Magnoliopsida; Fagales; Fagaceae.